AUAUCACAGAUACACAGGUGUAAUAGAUUAGUCAGUUCAUUCCAUGUCAUCUGUGAUUAAGCUACUGAUGCACUUAUCAGUGUGAGGAUCAGCAAAAAGCAUAAUAUUUCAAAAUUCAGGACUGAGAUACUUUCAAAAUGAUACCCAAACACAAACAAAAACCAACAACGACAAGUGCAAAAGCUAUUCUGUCUCUCUGUCUGACUUUAACAGCAAUAUCCUUAACUGACAGUCAACUGUGCCCCCUUCCUCCUCCUUGUGGAUGUGAAAGAGGAGAAAAUGGAGCUGUAAUUAACUGCAGAUACUACAAACUUACAGCUUUGCCAGAAAUAACACCGAGCAAUGUCACAUUCUAUGAGCUUACCUUGGCUCAUAAUAACAUUCAUCUUUUAACACCAGGGAUGUUUCAAGGACUUUCUAUCCAAAGAUUGGACCUCAGCAGCAAUCCAAUUGAGUACCUUGACAAUAACACCUUUAUUGGGCUGGAGUCUUCCCUAACUGAGCUCAUUUUAGAGGUUCGUGAAGGAACACAAGUUCAUAUAAACAUGGAAGCCAUAACAAGUUUAACUAAAUUGGAAUAUCUUUAUCUGAAAGGAUUUACAAUGCCAGUAUUACCAGAUGCAUUAUUUCAUGAACUGACAAAUCUACGACAGCUUUACUUAGAGUCAUGUGCUGUAAGACAAAUAUCAAGCAAUACUUUCAGUGUUAUAAACAACACUUUAGAGGAGCUUCAUUUGAUAAAUAACAACAUCACAGAAGUGCCAACAAGUGGGCUAUCACUGUUGAAAAACCUCAAAAUUCUUGAUCUCUCCGGGAAUAUCAUUCGGUCAAUUAAUACAGAUUCUUUUCAAGGUCUUACAGCAUUGGUAGACCUAGAUCUAUCCCAUAAUGCACUGCAGAUUCUCCAUUUGAAUGCAUUCAGGGGACUGGAGGUCAACUUGGAAAAACUUUCCCUACAUCUCAACAUCUUGAUGGAGCUUCAACUCCCUGCAAUAUCAAAGUUAUAUAAACUCAAAAGUCUCAAUCUUGCAAAUAACCAGAUUCAGACCAUUCAAAAUGGACUGUUCACAAAUCUUACAAGAUUGGAGUAUCUUAACAUACUUGGCAACCAGCUACGUGCAAUUACCCCAUAUACAUUCAAUGGACUUCAUACAAGACUAAAAUCUCUCAUUUUAGCAGAAAAUAGGUUACGCUACAUUGCAAAUGAAACAUUCCUAUCCUUCAAUUCACUUGAAGAGCUUUAUCUGGACAAUCAGCAGCUAGUGGGGCUAUUCAAUCCUCAUACAUUCAAUGGAUUAGAGAAAAAUCUGAAAGUUCUCAGUAUUGACAAUGUUGGAUUCAGUUCUACAGCUUGGCUCAGUCUAAAGCCUCUCACAAAACUCAGGACACUUAAUCUCUGUCACAAUCAGGUCACCAUCAUUCCAAACUAUUUCUUUGAAAAUUUCACCCACCUCAAUACUCUAAAACUAUGUCACAAUAGUAUGUAUACUCUGGCCCAGGCCACCCUAUAUGGCCUUCAAAGUACGCUACGCAGACUUCUCCUUAAUAAUAACAAUAUAGUGUCUAUGGACAGAUGCACUUUUAAUGAAUUCCAUUUUCUGGAGGAGGUGACACUGGGAGGUAACCCCCUGCAGUGUGACUGUAGACUGCAAUGGCUAAAAGAAUGGGUUAACAGGACAUUCACACCUUUCUUACAGCAGGUGCUAAUUGACUGGCGUUGUGACCAGCCUGAGGAUGUUCAAGGAAAACUUUUCAGAAUGAUUCCUUGGGAGAACUUUACAUGCGUUAGACAGCCUAUCCCUCGGUCUUGUAUUCCAUAUACUACAACAACAAGCACAACUACGACAACUCCAACAACAACUACUACUUCUACUACAACUAUGACAUCUACUACGACUUCUACUACUACUACUACAACUAUACCUAGCACCACAAGUCCAAGAACUAGAAGUACAUCACCAACAACACAUGCAGUGAAUUCUACACCAAACACUGUCAACAGAACAACUACUCUACAACAGUACACUUCAUCAUCAUUUACAGUAACACCCCAGAACACCAGUAGAACCCCAGUAAAAACAGCAACAACAUUAUCAUCAUCAUUAGUUACAAUAAGUGAGUUGUCAUCUCCCACCACCAGGUCCCCACCAACAGAACAUUCUUCAUCAGGAACAAUCCCUGCCAUAAGCAGCACUCCACAGAGUUCUGUAGUUCCAACACAUGGCACCCAUUACCUAGAGAUCAGGCUCCUUAAUGCUACAACAUCCUCCUUGAAAUUCUGGUGGAAUCCUGACCACGAUCAUGACAUAACAGGAUACCAGAUACAAUAUGACUACUUCACACAAGAAAUGAAUCACACAACACUGUCAGACCCCCUCCACUAUACUGUGACAGUAUAUGAGAUGAGGAGACUACAAGCUGGCACUAGCUACCACAUAUGUAUCAUCAUUCUUUUGGAUAACAGAGAAAUGGAUAAAAGACCCGAGAACUGCUUUAAUGCAUCGACAAACGCAGUUCCAGCACCUGCUAAUAAUUCCAACCAAUCACAUCCCCCUGGUCCCAUUUCUGCUGGUACUUUAGCUGGAGUGAUCAUUGGCGUUAUUCUUGUGGUAGUAGCAGUUAUAGCUGUGGCUGUAGUUGUAGUAGUGAUCAGAAGACGAAAGUUAACAACAGAACCAUACUAUGCAAAACCAUCAAAAGGGUUACCAAGCAAUACCCUACCUACAACAAGCUAUGACUCAAAACGUUACACCAAAAAGAAAAAUCUCAAUGGUGCUGCAAAAGCAAAUAGUGGGGUAUGUGAGACUAAGUUUAAUGGAAAGGCUGACUUAGCAGCUGAUAAAAAUUCAGAAAUUGAAGGUGCAACAGCCUUCCCAUCUACAAGUGAAAAACUAAGUGAUGAAAAAGCUGCAAGCAUUGAAAAUGAAGUGAAUUCGGCUGAAAGAUGGAGUGCUGCUAAUGAACGAUAUAAAAAAAUGCCUUUGCCUCCUAAACCAGAAGAUGGAUACUUAAACCCUAAAGACUGUAUACCUGACAGUCCAUCAGAUCCUGCUGAUGUGUACUGUGAAAUAGGCUAUAUCUAAUUUAAUGCUUUGUACUUGAGAUAAGUGCAAAUUAUUGUAGAUUUUGUAUAUAAAUCAUUUCUGAAUACUAUUCAUUUAUCUGUUCUUUAAACACAACUUAAAAAAUACAAAUUAGUUAUACUAAUUAAUUGAGAGACAAGAUUUAUUUUAUCAUAAUAAA
Messenger RNA from Lingula anatina, 3243 nucleotides. RefSeq lists its product as uncharacterized. Gene Ontology annotation, cellular component: extracellular matrix. Gene Ontology annotation, molecular function: protein binding. NCBI's taxonomy places the organism in Eukaryota, Metazoa, Brachiopoda, Lingulata, Lingulida, Lingulidae. The record is from RefSeq and is a predicted model, not a curated record.